AUGCUUGGUGUUACAAGGAGGAUUUGCAAUUCUAGGGAAGAGGAAGGUGAGCCAAGAAGAGGUCCAUGGACUCUUGAAGAAGACACUUUGCUUACUCGUUACAUUGCUCGUAACGGUGAAGGUCGUUGGAACAUGUUAGCAAAAUGUGCAGGACUGAAGAGAACCGGAAAGAGUUGCAGAUUGAGAUGGCUGAAUUACCUAAAACCUGACGUCAAGCGUGGAAAUCUUACUCCACAAGAACAGCUUUUGAUUCUUGAACUGCACUCCAAGUUGGGUAACAGGUGGUCAAAGAUUGCACAACAUCUGCCUGGAAGAACAGACAACGAAAUCAAGAACUAUUGGAGGACAAAGGUGCAGAAAGAGGCGCGCCAACUUAACAUUGAGGCUAGUAGUACGAAGUUUCUUGAUGCUGUUAGGAGUUUUUGGAUGCCGAGAUUGCCUCAAAAAAUGGAGCAGGCUUCUUAUUCUUCUUCCUCGACAACAAUUGACUCACAAUCACAAGCUGAUCGUGGAGUCAGGUCUCCAUCAUCCAAUUCCACAGUUCCUAGUUCAUUGUCAACGUUGUUGUGUCCUCCUGAAAGCAAAUUGGCACACUAUUCAAAUCUUGGCGGUGAAAAUUCAAGUCCACUCACAAGCCCUCACGUUCUUUCUGCAAAUUCCGAUACAAUCUCACCGCAGCCUGAAAUUCUUGAAAACCCAACUUGUUCGCCUCUCCAUGGUGAUACUUUCUACAACAACUUAAUUUUGAGUGACACCUGCUAUGACCUAGAUGGAUUCAAUCAGGCUUCUGCUGGAAUGGGCACUUAUGACAAUUCACCAUUGGAAUGCCAGAUGGCUGGAGGCAAUUGGGUGCUUGAUAGCAUGGUAGAUACUUUAUGGGAUAUGGAUGACAUGUGGCAGUUUAGGGACUUGAGAGAAACAGGCAUCUAGAGUGGUCCCUGUCGAUGAUUAGGAUCUUUUCUAUUAAUCAUCUUGACCCAGACUUCAUAUAUAUAUAUAUA
Molecule: messenger RNA, 1001 nt
Organism: Populus nigra (black poplar)
Lineage: Eukaryota; Viridiplantae; Streptophyta; Magnoliopsida; Malpighiales; Salicaceae
Product: transcription factor MYB62
Exons: 3
Coding region: 1-930 (309 amino acids)
Biological process (GO): regulation of DNA-templated transcription
Cellular component (GO): nucleus
Molecular function (GO): sequence-specific DNA binding; DNA-binding transcription factor activity
Source: RefSeq, a predicted model, not a curated record